CCAUUCCCACGUUCCGCUCAAUCUCUAGAGAAUUGCCUGGAAUUUGGUUUCCUUGGCACCAAUAACCAAUAACUUCAUAACGGAACGAAUAAGUGACAGGACAGGACAGGCGUCUGGAAUAACUAUCUAUUACAUGCUUGAAAGUUCACAAACUCGCAAAUAAACGAACUAGAUUAGCCUUUGAUUAAUAUUAUUUUGACCUUUUUACGCACGUUAGUUAAUAUUUUACACUCGCUUGUUCUUGUGUGUGGUGGUUUCGUCGAUAAACUAAAAACAUGUCACUUGAUUCUAUUCCUCGGGCGGCCAGAGCCAGCUUCUAUGAGGCCGAAGGGGAUGACGACAAAUAUGAUGAGUCGAGCAGCGAUUCAGAGCCCAUCGGUCAACGUCCGCUGUCAGACUCGCAGUUGUCGACGUGUGAGGGGUCCUGCUCUCGCUGCAACAUACACUAUAAGAUCAAGGACAAACCAACCUCUAAUCUAACCUCUGCAACCACAAACAACAACAACAUGGAAACAGAUGCAGAUUCUUCCUCAGUUAGCAACACUGUCUCUGGUGAGAAUGGAGAACAUCAUCACCAUCACAAAAAACAACACAAGACCAUCCAGGAUGACCCCCACAUGCACCACGAGCCCCUUCCCCCCUUCAUUAGGGUGCAGAGACCGAGUGGGAAUGUGAAGAUGUUCUGCUCUCUGUGGACCUUGCUGAUGACCUUGAUUGGAAUCACUGCCAAACUGUAUGGCUACAUGAAGAUAGACGCCACAUCCAAAAACAAAAGCUACUCGGUAUGCACUUAA
Messenger RNA from Symsagittifera roscoffensis, 794 nucleotides. RefSeq lists its product as uncharacterized. The record is from RefSeq and is a predicted model, not a curated record. NCBI's taxonomy places the organism in Eukaryota, Metazoa, Xenacoelomorpha, Acoela, Convolutidae. The transcript has 4 exons. Bases 276 to 794 code for a protein of 172 amino acids.